Odontomachus brunneus is the source of this 1455-nucleotide messenger RNA. RefSeq lists its product as uncharacterized. The transcript is spliced from 3 exons. The record is from RefSeq and is a predicted model, not a curated record. The coding region runs from base 330 to 950 and encodes 206 amino acids. NCBI's taxonomy places the organism in Eukaryota, Metazoa, Arthropoda, Insecta, Hymenoptera, Formicidae.
UCCAAACUCUCAGGGUGUUUACGGUAAAUCGAGUAUGAGUUAGUUCCACCAGAACCGAAAAAUAUGAUAGGCACGACCACCUAAUACCUUCAUGAUUUAUGACAACUCAAUGCUGUCCGGUAAGGCGAGUAGAGUUAGUUAACCUAGUAAAUAGCGUUCGAACGAGUCAACAUUAUCAGGAAAAUUAUAAAUAUUAAAUUGAAGUUAUAAAAAGUUAUGAGAAAAUAUCAUGUAUUUGUGGAAUAUCCGAAAUAAGAAAUUCAAUUAUUCUAAUCUACAACACAUUUAUUAAAGUUCCACAGAUUUGGCUUGGUCUAUAGUGCUACAGAAUGGCUCAAUCAUUAAAUGAAGUGCAUGAUGCUGUAAAUUACAGAACUCAGUGGACUGAUGCGAUGGUGAAAUUGCUGUUAACUGAAAUAAAUAAGCAUGUAGAAUCUUUUACGAGUCCAGUAAAUAAGCAAGUGUGGAAAAACAUUGCUGCAUCCAUGAAUACUCAUGGUUACAAUUUGUCGGCGGAAAAUUGUCACGUGAAAUGGAUUGGAAUGAAAAACAAAUAUAAAAAUAUAAAAGAUGCAAAUAAUAAAACAGGCGCAGCAAAAGAAACAUGGGAAUAUUAUAAUAUUAUUAACGACAUGUUAAUUAAAAAACCAGAAAUUGCACCGUUAUCUCUAGCAUCAAGUUCACGAGGUUUUCAACUGAAUAAUACUUUAAAUACAUCUGACAGUAUAAAUAUAGAGACAAAUUGUAAUAACUAUAAUGAAGAAAACGCAGAAAAUUUAUUACAUUUCGGAUCAACUAACUUAGCACAGAAGCGAAUAAGUAGAAAAAGAAAAUCCCAAAUACCAUCUUGGGUUGAACAAUUAAUUGAACAAAAACAACGACAUCAUGAAAACAAUUAUGCUCAGCGAGAGCGAUUUUUAUCCUUAUUAGAAAAAUCUUUAAAUACAUAAAGUUAUAUUAUAUAAAUAUUUCAGUUAUGUAGUUGAAAGUAUAAGAAGAUAUAUGAUAUUAAAAGUUUUAUUAUAUUGUUAUCAUAAUAUAAUAUAUUUUUUUGUUAUUAUGUCUAAAUGUUUCACUGGUUUUUGUUACACGAGUCAAAUCAUAUUUCUUUCUUCAUUUAUAUUUUUAAGUAUGAAUUCAUACUUAAAUAGUUUGUAAUACUUGGCCGCAACGCGUUAUGGUUGAUAAAAAAAUUAAUUUAUUAUUAUUUUAAUGUUCUUAUUAAGUUGUGUUAACUAUAUAAAUAUAUAAAGGAGGAGUAAAAAUAUAUAUACUGUUGUCAUAUUAUUUUUGCGUUCAAAAAAAUAUCUGCUUAUUAUUUAUUACUCUUAAAGUUCCUAAAGUUACAUGUAUUUAAAAGUUAUAUAUAAGAAGUGUAUUAAAUACGAUUAGUAUUGAAUGCUUUGAAUUUUUUGACAUCCUAUCUGUUCCAUUUUAUAUUUUUUUUUCUUUAAA